UUCAUCUCUGUAUAUACCUAUAGACGGAGAGAAGGAUCCCAGAUUUUAAUUUCUCGUAUUGUUUCUUGCCUUCUAUAGAAAAAAAGACAUCAAAUCUUUGGAAGUACAAUAACCCAAGAAGAAGAAGAAGAAGAAGAAGAAGAAGAAGAAGAAGAUGGCUGCCAGGAGGAACAACCCUUCAGGUAUAGUUCCUACCAUACAGAACAUUGUAUCGACAGUAGAUUUGGACUGUGUAUUGGAUCUUAAGCACAUAGCACUGCAUUCUCGCAAUUCUGAGUUCUUUCCUAAGCGUUUCUCCGCUGUGAUUAUGAGAAUCAAAGAUCCCAAAACUACUGCCUUGAUUUUUGCCUCUGGCAAGAUGGUCUGCACUGGUGCAAAAACCGAAGCGCAGUCUAAACUUGCGGCCAGGAAGUUUGCAAGAAUUAUUCAGAAGCUAGGGUUUCCUGCCAAGUUUAGAGACUUCAGGAUCCAGAAUAUUGUUGCCUCUUGCGAUGUUCAAUUCACUAUCAGACUUGAGAAGUUUGCCUGCACAUCCCAUGGUGCCUUUUCCACCUACGAACCUGAACUCUUCCCUGGCCUUAUCUACCGCAUGAAACAGCCAAAGCUCGUGUUGCUUAUCUUUGUCUCUGGGAAGGUUGUGAUCACUGGAGCCAAGAAAAGGGAUGACUUCUACACUGCCUUCGACAACAUAUACUCUGUUCUUGCAGAGUUCAAGAAGUAAGGGAGGUCUUCUCAGUUAUGAUCUGUAGAAAUAGAUAAAUUUUGGCCUAGAAUUAAACCAAUCACUGCAAUGAUUCAGGCCACUCAUAUUGGGCAAUGGGUCCCAUUUUAUAAUGACAAAUACUAUUCCUUGUUUUA
Molecule: messenger RNA, 858 nt
Organism: Hevea brasiliensis (rubber tree)
Lineage: Eukaryota; Viridiplantae; Streptophyta; Magnoliopsida; Malpighiales; Euphorbiaceae
Product: TATA-box-binding protein-like
Exons: 1
Coding region: 155-721 (188 amino acids)
Biological process (GO): DNA-templated transcription initiation
Molecular function (GO): RNA polymerase II general transcription initiation factor activity; DNA binding
Source: RefSeq, a predicted model, not a curated record